Molecule: messenger RNA, 4493 nt
Organism: Oncorhynchus tshawytscha (Chinook salmon)
Lineage: Eukaryota; Metazoa; Chordata; Actinopteri; Salmoniformes; Salmonidae
Product: heparan sulfate glucosamine 3-O-sulfotransferase 3B1
Exons: 2
Coding region: 320-1525 (401 amino acids)
Molecular function (GO): [heparan sulfate]-glucosamine 3-sulfotransferase activity
Source: RefSeq, a predicted model, not a curated record
AGCCCUCAAACUAACAGUUUGAAGAAAGGUUUGGCGACGGUGGUGCUUAUGGAGAGAGACGGCUGGGGCUUGGAGUAGCACCACUGAAGUGCACCAGUCGUUCCUUUCAAUUUCCCAAUUAUUUCCCGUGGCUCUGGUGAAUAACAACUAUAGCAUGCAAUGACUUUGCACUCGUGGAUACAUCAUCCGCUUUAGAUUAAUUGCUUGGUUUAUUAUUUUUUUCGUUUUAGGUGAACGGCGAGAAUACUUGAGGUACAAUCGAGAGUGAGUGGUUUUGACAAUAUGUGUUGCUGCAAUAUGGUAUGCAACCUAAAGGCUUAUGGAAUAUAGCCAGAUUUCCCACAAUCUGUAUGCGUUCUCAUUCAGCCCGGUUAAAAAUAAAUUAUUUCUGCUCGGCAUCAUGUUUUUACUCUGGGUAUAUAUGCUCUACUCCUGCGUGGGCUACUGCGCCCCCAUGCCAAGUUUGGUCGUGGACAAUAACCGGGGAAAGGAGACUGGGAUGGGGUCCGUGGUCGGUAAAAGGACCGAGAAUAACGGCAGAGCGGACCUCAUGUCCAGACUACUCCCUAUCCCACCCUGGGUGGAUAUAGAAUCCGAUUAUGACGAACCAUCCGUCCGGACCUCCUCCAGAGACCUGCUCAAUAAAGAGAUAGACGCGUACAGAGGAGUUGAGGACUGGGGUGAGAUGAGGGGUGAGGGGCAGAGAGCUCCUGAACCCGGUGCGAUGUCAAGUUUCUCCAACGACUUGGGGAGCAAGAAACUGCCGCAGGCGAUCAUCAUCGGGGUAAAGAAAGGAGGGACGCGCGCGCUGCUCGAGUUCCUCCGCGUGCAUCCAGACAUCAGAGCUGUGGGAGCCGAGCCGCACUUCUUCGACCGCAACUACGAGAACGGACUGGAGUGGUACAGGGAGCUGAUGCCCAAGACCCUGGAGGGCCAAAUCACCAUGGAGAAGACCCCCAGCUACUUUGUGACUAGAGAAGCCCCGGCCCGGAUCUCCGCCAUGUCCCGGGACACCAAGCUGAUCGUGGUGGUGAGGGACCCCAUUACCAGGGCUAUCUCUGACUACACACAGACACUGUCCAAGAACCCAGACAUUCCCACCUUCGAGAGCCUGGCCUUCAAAAACAGGACUACGGGGCUCAUCGACACGUCCUGGAGCGCCAUCCAGAUCGGCAUCUAUGCCAAGCACCUGGACAACUGGCUACAGUACUUCCCCAUGGGCCAGAUUCUGUUCGUGAGCGGGGAGCGUCUGAUCAGCGACCCGGCCGGAGAGCUGGGCAGGGUGCAGGACUUCCUGGGACUCAAGAGGAUCAUCACAGACAAACACUUCUACUUCAACCAGACCAAGGGCUUCCCCUGCCUCAAGAAGGCUGAGGGCAGCAGCAAGCCCCACUGCCUGGGCAAAACCAAAGGGCGGACCCACCCCAACAUCCACCCAGAGGUGGUGCAGAGGCUACGGGACUUCUACAGGCCUUUCAACAUGAAGUUCUACCAGAUGACGGGACAUAACUUUGGUUGGGAUUGAUGGAUGUGAAUUUGGGAGAACACAUUGUUUCUUUUCUUUUCUGUAAUUCAAUGAAUGGCAAAUAAGACAUGGGAGAUGUUGCUAUAUACAUAUAUAUAUAUAUAUAUAUAUGUACAUGUAUGUGUGUGUGUGUAAGAUGUACAGAAAUCUAUUUUAUAAUAAUUUAUUUUUUAUUUCUAAGAACUUAAUUCACUAAGCUGCCUAACCAUAUAUGUACAUGCAUAAUAUCUGGCCCACACUUAUAUUUUUUACAUUCCACCUUUCAUGUUUUUUUUCUUUACUCUUCACUUAAUGGUCCCUCAUGUCAACUCAGUAGAGUUAAAAUGGUCCCUAAUGUCAACAGUAUACUUUAAGUAAGAAUAGAGGGAUAUUGAUUAAGGCCCCAUUUUAUGGGUAUAGAGUGUUGACAGAACAGUAAUACAUACUCCAUUCAUGUGCAUUCUGAUUUAAACAUUCAUAUUCAAUAGCCAUCAUCAAACCCUUCCUCAAUAGCCAUCAUCAGACCCAUCCUCAAUAGCCUUCAUCAAACCCUUCCUCAAUAGCAUCAUCAGACCCAUCCUCAAUAGCCAUCAUCAGACCCUUCCUCAAUAGCCAUCAUCAGACCCAUCCUCAAUAGCCAUCAUCAGACCCUUCCUCAAUAGCCAUCAUCAGACCCAUCCUCAAUAGCCAUCAUCGGACCCUCCCUCAAUAGCCAUCAUCAGACCCUUCCUCAAUAGCCAUCAUCAAACCCUUCCUCAAUAGCCUUCAUCAAACCCUUCCUCAAUAGCCAUCAUCAGACCCGUCCUCAAUAGCCUUCAUCAAACCCUUCCUCAAUAGCCUUCAUCAAACCCUUCCUCAAUAGCCAUCAUCAGACCCAUCCUCAAUAGCCAUCAUCAGACCUGUCCUCAAUAGCCAUCAUCAAACCCUCACCCCCACAUUACUCCUAUCGGUUUCUGUUCCAUCCAUUCAAACACUGUGUAUAACUAACAUUUAUUAUUCAGUUAUUACCGGUUACCACCAUCCACAACCCAUUAUCCUACCGUCCCAUUGGCCUAACCAGCUGAUCUCCUGCCCUGUCAUUGGCCUAACCAGCUGAUCUCCUGCCCUGUCAUUGGCCCAACCAGCUAAUCGCAUGUCCAUUUCAUUUAAUAACAGGUGGAUCAAUAUGCCUAACUGCUGCUCAUUGUGUCAGCCAUGCUUAAUGCGUGGCCUUCCUCUUCUAGUGCUCCUAUAGCCUGUUCUAAUGAAUGGCCCAUCCACCAAAGGUCUAAAUCCUAUUUCUGACUGCAUCACAUUGAUAUGGCUCCAUAUUGACAUGAUGCUAAUGGAAUAACUUUACUGAGGCCCAUUGAUUCAGGCCUCCUCUCCGCUAUACUCUUGCUCCCAUUACAAGACACUGUUGGCUCAGAGCCAGGGUUCAAAGGUCAUACACAAUCAAAUUUGCUCUGAGGGACAUUUGAUUUGUUGAAGAGACUGAGAGGGGAGGACACACUGGAUCAGGGGAGGACUGUAGUAUAGUCCUUGAAUGCAUCCCAUAUGGCACACUACCCUAUAUAUUGCACUACUUUAGACCAGAGCCUUGUGACCCCUGGUCAAAAGUAGUGAAAUAUAAAGGGGUGGCAUUUGGGACAUUUUAUAAUAGGGUGGCAUUUGGGACACCCAUUGUCUUCAUGGUGCAGUGAGAAUGUUUGGCAUGAGUUGAGGUAGGAUGUCUGAUGAUAUGAAAACGUUCUUCAUAUGAGAAACAGUCUAUGCAGUUUAUGCUGGCCCAUACUCUCGCAGGUAGGGGCUACUUCAAAGCCAUCCUAUCCUCUUUGGAUUGUAAAACUGCUGAAUAUGCACCCUAUUCCCUACAGUGUACUACUUGUGACCAGGGCCCAUAGUGAAUAGGAGACCAUUUGGGUGGUAAGCCUAAAACGGCUGAGUGUGGAGGGACCCAGAGUGAAUAUGCACAUUCUUUCCCCUACAAACUACAUAUUAAAUUCCCUCCAAUCAAAUGCAAAGUUGAAAGUGUCUGUUACUGACUAUUGGCAAUUUAAAAGUAUAUCAAAAAAAGAAGUGACAGUAUGGUACUUUUUUCAAGUUUUAAGAAAAUGUUGCUAAACAGUCUAAUUCAAAUACCCAACCUCCAUCUCAUUUCAACAGUGUGGAACCAGUUAUGAAGGUAGAUUUUUAAAAAUCUCAAACCAGUGGAUGGUAUUAGUGGAGAUGAUGGGUUGUCCCAGCAUUUUACUGGUCCCUUAUUCACAUAGUGGCUUUUACCACCAAGGAAUUUACACCUGUUUUCAAUGAUCAUGCCUAUAUGGACAACGCCUCAACCUCCCCUUCUCUCCUUAUAGUGCAAUGUUUGUUGAAAACAUUUAAAAUGGCCUUUGUAUAGAGCAGGAAAUUCUGAAUCUGAGUAAUGUCAAUCUUUCUCCCUGUAACGGUUGGAGUAAAGGAGUCUGGGGCUGUUGCCCUCUGUUACAUUUACAGUCCCACUAAUGCAUUGGAAUUAUGGUGUUAUUCAUGUUACUAAGAGAGUAGGUGUGCAUCCUAAAUGGCACUCUAUUCCUUAUUUAGUGCACUACUUUUGACCAAGGCCUACAGGGCUCUGGUGAAAAGUAGUGCACUUUAUAGGAAAUAGGAUCGGUCCGAAAGGAAACGCUAUCUCAAAAGCUUGCACUCAUGGUCACGAUCCACGCUGCUGUAUCCGUUCUGGUUGAGUUUUAUUCAACCCUUUUAGAGAUCUACAAAAUAUAAUGCUAGGGUUGUUUGUCUUUCACACCCCGUCUGUGUAUAAUGUGAUUCAUAUUUAGAGGUUUAGCAGAUUCGGUGUGUUUAAAAAUGAAAAGGAACAUGGACAUCAAGUAUUUUGUGGCAUCUUGUACAUCAAAGGAAUUUGACACAGUGAAAGAGCAAAAUGGAAGAAAUGUUUUUAAAUAAUGAAAUGCUGAACAUUCAAACUAUUUCUUUGUAUGAAUAAAUAAAGUAUAUAUUUUACCAAAAA